AUGACUUAUCCCACAGGACAACGAGGUUUCGGCAGUCGACGUGGACGAUUCGGAAGAAGAUUUGGUGGGCGUAGAGGUUUUGGUGGCAUCCGUGGAUUUGGUGGACGUAGAGGUUUUGGUGGACCUGGAUUUGGUGGACGUAGUGGAUUUGGUGGACGUGGAUUUGGUGGAUUCCAAGGAUUUGGUUUUUCGGGAGGUUGCCGUUUUCGCCCAGUACCUGUUAGCCCAUCAACACCAGCCGCUCCAGUAGCCCCUACACCGGCCGCUCCAGCAGCACCUAGCGCUCCUGCAGCUCCUGUCGCUCCAGCAGCACCUAGCGCUCCUGCAGCUCCUGCCGCUCCGGCUGCUCCUGCAGCUCCUGUCGCUCCAGCUGCACCUAGCGCUCCUGUCGCUCCAGCAGCACCUAGCGCUCCUGCAGCUCCUGCCGCUCCGGCUGCACCUAGCGCUCCAGCUGCACCAGCUUCCCCACCAGCAGCUCCGGCACCGGUUGCACCAGCCGCACCUGUUGCCCCAUAG
This is a messenger RNA of Ceratitis capitata (Mediterranean fruit fly), 516 nucleotides long. Its product is annotated as oleosin-B6-like. Bases 1 to 516 code for a protein of 171 amino acids. NCBI's taxonomy places the organism in Eukaryota, Metazoa, Arthropoda, Insecta, Diptera, Tephritidae. The record is from RefSeq and is a predicted model, not a curated record. The transcript is spliced from 2 exons.